Messenger RNA from Chrysoperla carnea, 1454 nucleotides. RefSeq names its product serine/threonine-protein kinase pakD-like. Gene Ontology annotation, molecular function: hormone activity. Bases 423 to 1403 code for a protein of 326 amino acids. Lineage: Eukaryota; Metazoa; Arthropoda; Insecta; Neuroptera; Chrysopidae. Gene Ontology annotation, cellular component: extracellular region. The record is from RefSeq and is a predicted model, not a curated record. The transcript is spliced from 4 exons.
AUGACAGGUACUUAAAUGUUUCUCCGACAUUUUGUUAGUCGCUCUCAACAUGUCCACUACUACAACUGUGAAGUGUGCAGCACACUGAAGACAUGACGUAUAUUUGAAUUAAAAUUGUUUAUUUAAAAAAAAUUGCGGGUGUUUGUUUUUUCUUUUCUGUUUUCAAUAAAUUUUCAUGAGUGUGUGUUUUUGUGCAGUUCAUAAGUUGGUAGUUCUUGUUUUGUUUUGUUUUUUUUUUCUUUCAAAAAUUAGUGCCAAAUUUUUUGUGAUUUUCUUUUAUAUUUCUACGGUGUUUUACAACAAUGUGUGGUCUAUCUUAUAAUUAUUAGUAAUUUACAAGUAUAUUCUAGUAAAAUUCUAUGAAUAUUUAAACCGCAAUUAUUCAUCAUUAAAAUAUACUCAUUAAAGUAUAGUAACAAGAAAUGACGAAAACGAUGAAAUUAGUGAAAUUAAUUAAUUUAAAUAACGUUAAUAAUAAUAAUAUACAAAAUAAUAAAUCAAUAAUAACAUUAUCAAUACAAUUAAUAAUAAUAGUAUUAUUAAUAACAUGUAUAAAUAAAUCGUCACAAACACCAAUUGAAUAUCGUCGAUAUUGUGGUGAAGAAAUACCAAAAAUAAUUAAAAUUGUAUGUAAAGGACAAUAUAAUGGUUAUUCAGAUGAUGUUCCACCACCUCCACCAUCAAUACAUGGACGUGAUAGUGCAACAUAUUAUGACAAUAACAAUAACAAUAAUUAUUUUACAAAUCGACAUUUUAAUAUUUAUAAUAGUUAUCAAUCAGAUGAUAGUCAAGUAUCACAACAACAUUCUGAAAUGAAAAUUGUUGAUGAAUGUUGCCAUAAACCAUGUGGAUGGCGAACAUUACGAACAUACUGUGAUAUACGGAGUAAUAGCGAUGAAGAUUUGAGAGAUGAACCUAUUCCAGAAAAUCCACCAGCGAGUAUUACAUCUACGUAUCAUCAUCCACCAUUACCAAAAUCAAUAAUAAAUUAUCAAAAUGAUAGUACACCAAUUUUAGUGAAAAAGCUAAAUGCAACACAAAUCACAACAACACCAUCGUCAUCAUCAUUAUCAACAAAUUUUGAUAAAAAAGAUAAGGUCAGAAAAAAGAAAAAGAAAAAAAAUCAUAUUAAGGGACGUGGGCGUCCAUGUCGAUGUCGAAAACGAAAACGUCGUGGUCACUCACAUCAUCAGGGGUCUUCAUCAUCAACUGUGUUUUGUGUGCCUUGUAAAAAAAUUUGUAGAAAUGUAAACAAGUCCCCAAUGCGAUGUCAAAAAAUGGUGACAAAAUCUUAUGAAAUAGGUACAGUUUCACCAGUUGAAUUAAAUCCACAUCCGAUUCAUGAUAUAUCAAGUCGGGCUUAUCAUGAAAUGCAAGAUGUAACAAAAACUAGGUAUUUUUAGUGAAUUAAAUUAUUAAGACAGAAAUAAACCGAAUUAUUUAAUUGUAAAAAA